AAGAUGGGUACACCUAGAGCGUCGCUUUGGCCUCAUGAUGCAAUAGUCGAACGCUCGAACUACCCGUCCUAUCCUCCCCAGCCGUUGGAAAGGCUAAAUCCACGUUUACCUCCGGAUGCUAUUCCUGUUAUCAGCGGUUGCCUUACGUUUUCGACAGACCAGCGUCUUACUGCGCGUGAAGCGCUCCGUAUGCCAUUUUUCAAUAAGGAACAUAUGUCCAAGAUUAUAGGACUCACACACCGCGCAGUUUUGGUACUCAGAGGAUCAGAUUCUCUUAAGCUACUGCAAGGUCUUAUCACAAAUGACGUCAAAAAUGUGUUGCCGUCGACGGGUAUUGCUGCUCUGUUCCUGAAUAACAAGGGAAGAAUUGUAGAUGACGUCAUAAUUUCACGAGACAAUGAGGACGUCCUUGUUGAAUGCACUGCUUCGAACAGAGAUAAUUUGAAGAAGUUAUUAGAGAAGUAUCGUAUGCGUAAAGCUGUGGAGAUUGCAGACUCGGAAGAGAAUGUGCUCUUUUCUACUGAAGAAAUGCCGGGUUCGAUUCUGGAUCCGAGAUUUCCUUCGCUUGGCAGGCGCAUAUAUAGCACUGAUACGGGACAGGAACUUCUAGCUGAAUACAAUGAAAGACGAAUGAAAUACGGAAUUACUGAAGGCUGCGCAGAACUGGCAUCUCUUCUUCCUUUCCAAGCGAGUGCAAACGGCGAUUUGCUUAACAUGAUAUCAUUUGAUAAAGGAUGCUAUAUUGGGCAAGAGCUAACGGCGCGAACAGCACAUACAGGUGAAAAAUUUUGA
Messenger RNA from Strongylus vulgaris, 792 nucleotides. The record is from the annotation of a GenBank genome assembly. Lineage: Eukaryota; Metazoa; Nematoda; Chromadorea; Rhabditida; Strongylidae.